AUUAAUCUUCUCAUGAACAUAUCCAAAAACCAUCUGAAACCAAGUGGGGUCCCCUCCCGAAUCCAACGGCAGAGAUUUCGUCCCCGUUUAGAUUAAUCUCAGGGUUUGUACUAUACACAAACGUAACCUCCUGAUUUUGCAACCUUCCAACCUCACCUUCACCCUAUCUGUUCCCAUCCCCGCCGUCGUCGCCGGCGGCGACCUCCCUCCUUCGUCGGACAUCCGACCAAUCUAUCCCCCAAUUCGCUCUUCCCUCUCCUCUAUCCAUCUAUCCAAACAAAAGCCAAAAAAAAAAAAAUCUCUCAAACACUUCAAUUUCUAGGGUUUUCCUUGAUUUCGCUUUGCAGUUGCUUUUUUUUUCUUCUCAUAUCUAGUGUUUGAUUUUCCUGAAUAAUCGAGAGGAGGGGGAAGAUAUAGAAAAAAGACCAAAAAAAUCGAAAAUUUUGGAAAAAGGAAAAAUCUUUUAGGGUUUGGAAUGGCGCAGGUUCAAGUUCCGCCUCAGGCUCAGGCUGUGAAUGCUGGUGGAAACCAGUUCGUGACGACGUCGCUUUACGUCGGUGACCUGGAGCUGAACGUGACCGAUUCUCAGCUCUAUGACGUGUUUAAUUCCCUGGGUCAGGUGGUCUCUGUUAGGGUUUGUAGGGACUUGACUACCCGCCGGUCGCUCAGUUACGGUUAUGUCAAUUAUGCAAACCCCCAAGAUGCUGCGAGGGCAUUGGAGAUGCUGAACUUCACUCCUGUUAAUGGAAAGCCCAUUAGGAUUAUGUAUUCUCAUCGUGACCCUAGUGUACGCAAGAGUGGAGCUGGUAACAUCUUUAUUAAGAAUUUGGACAAGGCUAUUGACCACAAAGCAUUACAUGACACAUUCUCUUCAUUUGGAAAUAUUCUCUCAUGCAAGGUAGCUACAGACUCGUCUGGUCAGUCAAAAGGCUACGGGUUUGUGCAAUAUGAUAGCGAUGAAGCUGCCCAAAAAGCUAUUGAGAAGCUUAAUGGUAUGCUGUUGAAUGAUAAGCAAGUAUAUGUGGGACCUUUCCUCAGGAAGCAGGAAAGAGAUAUGGCUUCGGACAAGGCAAAAUUCACCAAUGUCUUUGUGAAAAAUCUAUCAGAAUCGACAACUGAAGAAGAUCUCAAGAAUAUAUUUGGUCAAUUUGGACCAAUCACUAGUGCUGUGGUGAUGAGGGAUGCUGAUGGAACCUCUAGGUGCUUUGGUUUUGUCAAUUUUGAGAGUGCAGAUGAUGCGGCUCAAUCUGUUGAGUCUCUUAAUGGACAAACUUUUGAUAAUAAGGAGUGGUAUGUCGGGAAAGCCCAAAAAAAAACAGAGAGGGAGCUUGAAUUGAAAGUUCGAUUUGAGCAGAGUGUAAAGGAGGCAGCAGACAAAUCUCAAGGGCUAAACCUAUAUAUUAAAAAUCUAGAUGAUAGCAUUGGUGAUGAUAAUCUCAAGGAAAUGUUUUCUCCAUUUGGCACCAUAGCUUCCUAUAAGGUUAUGCGAGACCCUCAUGGAAUAAGUAAGGGAUCGGGAUUUGUUGCAUUUUCUACUCCUGAAGAGGCUACUAGAGCUCUGUUGGAGAUGAAUGGAAAGAUGGUCGUCAGCAAACCUCUUUAUGUUGCCCAUGCACAGCGUAAAGAAGAUCGAAGAGUAAGAUUGCAGGCACAGUUUUCUCAAAUGCGUCCAGUUGCAAUGGCACCUUCUGUUGCUCCUCGUAUGCCAAUGUAUCCCCCUGGUGGUCCUGGUCUUGGACAACAGAUAUUCUAUGGACAAGCCCCACCUGCUAUCAUGCCUCCACAACCUGGUUUUGGGUACCAGCAGCAACUUUUACCUGGCAUGAGGCCAGGUGGGGCCCCCAUGCCGAACUUCUUUGUGCCAAUGGUUCAGCAGGGUCAGCAGGGUCAGCGUCCAGGUGGCCGACGUGGAGGCGCUGUACCCGUGCAACAGGGCCAACAGCCACUUCCGCUCAUGCAGCAACAGAUGCUUCCAAGGGGGCGGGUCUUCCGUUACCCCACUGGGCGUGGCCUCCCUGAUGUUUCCAUGCAAGGUGUUGGUGGAGGCAUGCUUUCUGUUCCUUAUGAUAUUGGUGGUGGCAUGCCUUUCCGUGAUGGGGGAAUGUCUCAACCAAUUCCGAUUGGGGCUUUGGCUUCUGCCCUUGCAAACGCUUCUCUUUCUGACCAGAGGACGAUGCUGGGUGAAAAUCUGUAUCCACUUGUGGAGCAGCUCGAGCCCGAGUAUGCAGCUAAGGUAACUGGUAUGCUUUUGGAGAUGGAUCAGACCGAGGUUUUGCAUUUGCUGGAGUCACCAGAGGCUCUCAAAGCUAAGGUUGCGGAGGCUAUGGAGGUUCUGAGGAAUGUUCAACAGCAGCAAGCCGGCAACCCUGCAGAUCAACUGGCUGCAUUGUCUUUAAAUGACGGCCUUGUGUCUUGAGCCUCGUUUCCUCAUUUCAAGUUUGGAGUUCCGUUUGAUUUUGAAAACCAGUUGUGUUUCGUUUGGUAUGCUUCCGAGAAUGUUUCUCUUGAAGGAAUGCUCUUGUUUUUGUAUGCUGUUGGCACAAUUCUUUUUGAGUGUUGUUUUGAAGAGUUGAAGUUCGCGACAUUUAUGUGGAGUUGUGUUUUCUCUAUUCGUUCUUUCUGGGACCAGCUGUUGUGCUUGGGAGGAGCAUAGUGGCUUUUGCUUUAUGCUGGAUAUUGUGUUUUGAAUAAAAAGACAGUAAAUUAUUAA
This is a messenger RNA of Rhododendron vialii, 2710 nucleotides long. RefSeq names its product polyadenylate-binding protein 8-like. The record is from RefSeq and is a predicted model, not a curated record. Gene Ontology annotation, cellular component: ribonucleoprotein complex. The coding region runs from base 476 to 2416 and encodes 646 amino acids. The transcript is spliced from 9 exons. Gene Ontology annotation, molecular function: RNA binding. NCBI's taxonomy places the organism in Eukaryota, Viridiplantae, Streptophyta, Magnoliopsida, Ericales, Ericaceae.